Molecule: messenger RNA, 2871 nt
Organism: Metopolophium dirhodum (rose-grain aphid)
Lineage: Eukaryota; Metazoa; Arthropoda; Insecta; Hemiptera; Aphididae
Product: prolactin-releasing peptide receptor-like
Exons: 8
Coding region: 772-2154 (460 amino acids)
Biological process (GO): G protein-coupled receptor signaling pathway
Cellular component (GO): plasma membrane; neuron projection
Molecular function (GO): neuropeptide binding; neuropeptide Y receptor activity
Source: RefSeq, a predicted model, not a curated record
AGUGAAGACGAGUACAGCUACAACUCACAUCGGUCGCUCUCCGGCUCCAACAGUCCGCACACGCCACUAUCGUCUGUCGCACGCACUCACCAUCGUCAGUUUUGUCAGCCCACACGCCGUAAGCACAUAAUUAUACCCUCACCACCAGGGUGGAGAACGAAAACUAAGGAACCCGGCCGACCAUAUAAUACGUACACCUAUGCAGUCGCCAUGUAAAGAUUUGACGGACUGACUGAUAUGAUAUCAAUAAAUGUAUUCCAGUAUUUUUCAUUGAAGUCGCAUAAAACUCGAGACAUUUAAGUACAACUCAAUAAGCGUUCAUUACAUUGAAUCGGUGUACGGGCUUCGGAUGACAGAUAGUCCGGCCGGAGACAUGAGACGGAUUCGUCGUCGGAAUGAUUGACGAUACGGCGGCGAAUGGCACGUAGAAGAAACGUCCGGAAAAAUUGACAGUAAGGGAAAAAACCACGGUGCCGGGUUCGACGGAUCGCCGAGCAUAGAUUCGAGGGGAGAGAGAGAGACUCGGAAAAAAAGAAUAUCAUUAUAUUGGCCAUCGCAUUGGAAUCCGCACGGAGAGAAACGAAACGGGUGAGAACGAUCGGCUGACGGAAAAAUCGGCGGUAGGGGGAAAACCCUCGGUGUCGGGUACGACGGACCAUAGAUUCGAGGGGAGGGAUAGACUCGGAAAAAAGAAUAUCGUUGUGUAUUAAUUUUCAUCGCAUUCGAAUCCGCACGGAGAGACGUGAAACGGGCGAAAAACGGUCGGCUGAGAUGGCAAACGGAAGUGGCGGCGGCGGCGGCGGCGGCGGGUUCGAGGCACUACAAAACGUGGCGCCCAACGUGUUUCCGCCCAUAUACAUACCGGCCGGGCCCGGGUCAAACGGCUCGAACGCCAUCAACUACAGCGAGGCCAUCGAGCGAGAAUACGUCGAGGACUACGUUUUCCAGUCCGCUUUCUCGUUCGUCUAUCUGCUCAUAUUCACGCUGGGCGUGUUCGGCAACGUGCUCGUCGUGUACGUCGUGUGGGCCAACAAGCACAUGCGCACCGUCACCAACAUAUUCAUCGUCAACCUGGCCGUGUCCGACAUCAUGCUUUGCGGGCUGGCCGUGCCGUUUACACCGCUCUACACCUUCACUGGCCAUUGGAUGUUUGGUGAGAUAUUCUGCCACAUAGUUCCAUAUGCCCAGGGUACCAGCGUGUACACGUCCACGUUGACGCUGACGUCUAUCGCCAUCGAUCGGUUCUUCGUCAUCAUCUACCCGUUUCAGCCGAGAAUGACCAUAUGGACCACGGCGCAAAUAAUCGCCACCAUAUGGAUAUUCUCGUUGGUAGCCACACUACCAUACGGCAUUUACAUGGCGAACAAGGAGAUGUAUGGGAAAGAUUUUUGCGAGGAGACGUGGCCGCAAGAGACGUUCAGAAAGAUUUUCGGUGCCAUUACCGCCAUCCUACAGUUUGUCCUACCGUUCCUGAUCAUAGCGUUCUGCUACGUCCGAGUGUGGCUAAAACUUAACGACCGGGCCAGAUGCAAGCCCGGCACAUCGACGAAGAACGCAAGGCGGGAAGAAGUGGAGCGCGAGAGAAAGAGCCGGACUAACAGGAUGUUGAUAGCCAUGGUGACAAUAUUCGGCGUGUCUUGGCUUCCGCUGACCGCCAUAAACCUGCUGAACGAUUUCUAUCUGCAGACUGCCAUGUGGACACACUACUACCUGUUCUUCUUCUCUGCUCAUGCCGUGGCCAUGAGCUCCACGUGCUACAACCCGUUCCUAUACGCGUGGCUGAACGAGAACUUCCGGAAAGAGUUCAAACAGGUGUUGCCUUGUUGGCGCAACGGUUCCGGGUACGGCGCGACUGGGGCAGACGUGGGCCAGGGACGCAGGGGCAGAGUCGGUGGAUACCGGUCCGAGAGGACGUGCAACGGCAACGACACGUGCCAGGAAACGCUGUUGCCAACGUCCAUUGUGCUGCCGUCCGGCCGAACCACCGCCACUACGGACUGCACCGGCUUGGAUCUCGUGGACGGAUUGAUGAUGGGCGACCAAGAUGACAAUCAGGAUGCAGUCGAAGUGAUGUUGGUUGCGUACACGCGUGAGGACGGUAUUACUGGUCGUUCUAGUAAUUUACAACAAAACUCCAUUAAAACCGAAGUGUAAACAUCUCAAUGAACAUUUAUCAAGACACUAAUGAUGAUUCAAUACGAUUGCAAUUUCCGCCACAAACUACUUUACGCCUAGCCCAAAAAUAUAAGACUAAUAGUUGCCUAAGAAACAUUAUAUAGAUGUAAUUAAAAUGUUAAUACUAAAUUUACUAUUCAUAAUUCUUAUUCAAAAUUAUACUUAAAUGUAAUAUGUAUAGCGUUUUGAUCAAUUAACUGUGCAUGUGAUGUGUAUAAAUGAAAGUAUAUUUAUUACCACUUUCUACCAAUAUAAUAUAAUACUGUUGUGUAUACAUAUAUAUAUAUAUUACUAUUAUUCUUCAUACCUAAUAAUGUGUUUAGUAAAUUAAAAUGUUAAUAAUUUUACUAUAGUUAUGUGCUUUUAAAAUAUUCAUAGUUGUAGUGUUAAGAUUUAAUAUUGUUCAAACGUAUUUGUAUGAAUAUAAUAUAUAAUAUUAUAAUACACCUAGCGUAAAUAAGAGAAAAAAAAUGAUAAAACUAAUUUUUAAGUUGUAACUAUGUUUUUAAAAUAAUUUUAAGCAAAACAAUAAUUGUUGUAGUGUAUAAUGUGAUUCGACUUUUGUUUUAUAUUUCUUAAUUUUUGUUACCUAAUAUGUUUGUGCCACGCAAUUCAUGUAAUGAGCCCACAUGUUUUGUGUCGUACAAACUAUUGUUGAUUAAUAUAAUUUAUCCUCCGCCUUUUUUUUUUUUUUUU